CUCCUCCUCCUCCUCCUCCCCGCACCGCUCCCCGCAAAGCGUCGCGCGAGAGCCGCGCGGGCCCGAUGCGGCGGUGCGGGGCGCUGCUGGCGCUGGGGGCGGCCUGGCUGCUGGCCCGCGCCCUCCUGCCCCGCCGCGCCCCGCACCGCCUGCUCCGCGCCGCGGAGCUGGCCCGCUGCCGCGGGGCGCCCGGGCAGCCCGGCCUCUACCUCGCCCUGCUGGGCCGAGUCUUCGAUGUGGAGCGAGGCCGCCGGCACUACGGGCCCGGCGGGGCCUACAGCGGCCUGGCAGGGAGAGAUGCCACCAGAGCAUUUGCGACCGGCGACUUCACCCCGGCGGGACUGGUGGACGACGUCUCGGCGCUGUCAGCAGGCGAGCUGCUGGCCAUCCGGAGCUGGCUGGCCUUCUACCGGGACAACUAUGAGCCCGUGGGGAAGCUGGUGGGCAGAUUCUAUGAUGAAGAUGGGGCACCAACAGAAGCCUUGAGGCAGGCUGAGGCUGCCAUGGAGGAGGCUCUGAAGUUCCAAGCCGAAAGUGAGGAGAUGAAGCAGCGGUUUCCCCCCUGCAACUCUGAAUGGAGCUCUGCAGGGGGCAGCCGGUUCUGGUGCUCCAGGCAGAGUGGGGGAGUGAGCAGAGCCUGGGCUGGAGUUCCCCGGAAGCUCUACCGACCCGGUGCCAGGGGGAGCCGCUGCGUGUGUGUGAGGACUGAGGGUCCCCCCUGGGGCCAGCCCCCCUCUGCCCAGCACCCCGACAGGGGCGACCUGGAUGACCCUCAGCUGGAGGAGUACGAGGGCUGCCCCCCCCUGGCCGAGCAGUGUCUGCUCAGGCUGUGAUCCUGCUGCCACAUCCAGGGGGGCGGUGGGUCCCGCGGAGACCCCGUCCUCAGCGGCAGGGGAGACCUCGGGGAUCCCCCAGCCCAGCAGGAGCAGCAGACAAACAAAUGAGACACCAGAAGGAAACCAACAAGCAUGUCCUGACCUGCCAUGUCUGCGUGCCAGUGAAUCCCUCCAGGGAUGGUGACUCCCCCACCUCCCUGGGCAGCCCCUUCCAGUGCCUGCCCAUCAGUAGACUCCUCUUUUCCUAAUACCCACUCUAAAGUUGAGCCCAGGAAGAAGGGAAGGGUGUGUGUGUGGGGAAAGGUGUUUUAAGGUUUGGUUUUAUUUCUCACCACCAAAUUCUGAUGUGAUAGGUGUAUCAAUUAAAUUCAUUUCCCCAAGUAAAAGUCUGUUUUGUCCAUGAUGGUAACUGGUGAGGGAUCUCACCCUGCCCCUAUCUCAACCCACGAGCCUUUUGUCACACUUUUCUCCCCGUGUCCAGCUGAGAGGAGUGAUGGGGUGGCUUUCAGAGGCAUGUGGUGUCCAGCCAGGGUCAACUAACCACCACAGCUGGCUGUGUAUUUCUCACUACCCAUAUACUCAGGUAGCUGUGACCACCAAGUGAUGCACAACUGGCUUAUCUGUAGGUUUUGGAGCUUCUCUUGUCACAGGCUGGGAAGGUUAGAAAUGGAGGAUUAGAGGGACAGGCCCUCCCUGCUGGGGGACAGAAUCCCAGACAUUGUACUUUGGGUGGGCAGCUGCAGCUCCAUUCCCUUCUGCCUGGGAAAAGGGAGUAACAACAAAGUCAUGGUAUUUGUGACUGAUUUAAGAGGUGGAGUUGAGAGGAGGAGGAACCACUUUAGCCAAAUUAGUGGCUAAAAAUAUGAGAAAGGUGAUACUUUCUUUCUGGGGGGGGUUUCACCAGAGGGGGCAGGGAUAGGACAAGGGGUGAUGGUUUUAAACUGGAAGAGGGGAGUUUAGAUUAGAUAUCAGGAAGAAAUUCUUCACCAUGAGGGUAGGAAGGCACUGGAACAGGCUGCCCAGGGAGGUUGUGGCUGCCCCAUCCUUGGCAGUGUUGAAGGGCAGGUUGGAUGGGGCUUGGAGCAGCCUGGGCUGGUGGGAGGUGUCCCUGCCCAUGCAGGGAGGUUGGAACCUGAUGAUCUUUAAGGUCCCUUCCAACCCAAACCAUUCUAUGAUUCUUUCUUUGUGCUUUAUUCCUGUGGUAUUUUUCCAUCUAAAAAUCACAAAUUGCAAGAUGCAGAGCCUGAAUGAUCUGCAAAAAGUGAGCUGGUGGUGGUGGGUGCUGUGUUCUGAGGCAAGGACAAGAGCUGUGGCAGCACCACCCACCUCAGCUGACUUCAUCUCUGCCUCCUGCAGUCAUGCUAAUGCUCCUUCCCAAUUGCCAUAAUUACUCCAGAGUUUAAAGGUAGCAGGGAGAAGCCUGAAUUUCCCUACAAUUCAGGUAUGUAGUAUCUAGGAACUUGGGCAGUUCAGCUGUACACAAGCUUUAUCAGAUUCUUGGAGUACAGAAGGUGAAGGUCAGAGCUGUUUCCUCAUUAGCUGUUUGUAUUAGAUACUGUGCAAAGAAGAUAUUAGAAGCCACCUACCAGGAUAAUUGUUUUAUAUUAUCUUACCCAUCCUGCUCCUCUGAUUCACUAACAUUACUGAGGUCAGGAAUGGGUAGUUUUACACAGGUGACAACAAAAGCUAUGUGGUAAUGUCUCCUAUUUCCAUCCUGCUACACAACCUCCUCCCUUCUGGUGAGCAGCCAUGCCCUGGGGCAGGAUGUCUCUUCCCAGCUCCCCCUGGAGCCUGUGCACAUUUUAUCACAGCUGGUAAAAUCCAGGAACAUGAAGGGUUCCUGAAGAGCAGGACAAGUCAGGAUCAUUUCUGAGCAGGACUGAAAAGGGCAAGGGACUCCCUGUGUAAGGCUGAUAUGCUGCAAACCCCAGGCUGCAGGGUGGCCCGUGGUGGCUUUUGUGGAGUUGUUGUUGGAAUCUGGUUGCUGGUGCAGCUGCAGCCUCAAGGGACACACACCCAAGCACCCAGGGGCCAGCAGCACCACAGAGCUGUGUUCAGCUCUUUUCUUUAAGGCAGCUGCUACCUCUUCAUAAACAGCUGAUAAAUUCAGUUUGGGGCUACUACCACCUCUGAAGAAGGUCCCAUAAAUUUAAGCAACUAGUUAAUAACUAGUGAGAGGACAAGAGGCCUGGCAGCAUUGCUCCAAAGCAAGAGUAACCCCUUUGCUGCAGGCAGGUAUGUUCAGAUGAGGCUACAGCUGCCAGGAAUGGGAGCCACACAGCACUUUAAAUGUGUACAUACUUAUGGUAAUAAAUGUUUAGGGCUUUGUGUUUU
Molecule: messenger RNA, 3170 nt
Organism: Apus apus (common swift)
Lineage: Eukaryota; Metazoa; Chordata; Aves; Apodiformes; Apodidae
Product: neuferricin
Exons: 4
Coding region: 66-833 (255 amino acids)
Cellular component (GO): endomembrane system; membrane
Source: RefSeq, a predicted model, not a curated record